Molecule: messenger RNA, 620 nt
Organism: Suricata suricatta (meerkat)
Lineage: Eukaryota; Metazoa; Chordata; Mammalia; Carnivora; Herpestidae
Exons: 4
Coding region: 92-475 (127 amino acids)
Source: RefSeq, a predicted model, not a curated record
CCAGUCCCAGGGGCGCCCGUCAUUUCUCCACUUUCUUGGCUUUCUCAGUAGGUCGCACUUUUUCCUGUUGGGGCGGCGGCACCGCUCACCGAUGCUGGGGAUACACUCUUGGCGCCACCCCUCCUCAGUCUUCCCCGCCGGGGAGGCGGCCUCCAUGGAGGAGAGGCGGAGAGCGCAGGCGCGGCGGGUCCACCUGCUGCUGGUUGCCGGCGCCGGAGGGGCUGUACCGCAGCCGGAGGUUCUCGGUGGUGAAGAGUUCUGGAAGGACCCUGACCAGGAGGCGGGCGGCGAGGUUGCCCACGGAGAGGCUCUGCUGCACCAUCUCAUGCGCCUCCUUGUCCGACAGCAGGUCAGACUGCUCCAGGCCAGUGGCAUCCUCUCCAGGACUUCCAGUCGGGAAAUUCCCCAGCAGAUUACCAGUCAGAUACAAGCCAUACAAGAUGAAGCUGUAGCAAGAAAGCCAGAUGUUUACUAAGUGAGAUCACCUGAUACCAUGCUGAUGGCUGCAAACGUAUAUCUAAGACCCUUGAGAGAACACGCUGCCACCAGGGAGACUGCAGUGGUGACUAUGAAGAGGGAGUGCCAAGAGAACUGAAGGAAAUUUCUUAGCCAGAGCCUCC